AUGGCCUUUGAAGAUGAGAAACCAGAAUGCAUGUUGCCUUAUCUACAUCUACGAUUAAUGGAUAAAACAGGAAGAAUAAAAUAUAUGGAUUUUAAUUACACUCUUCCUGUGGAAGCAGUUUGUCCCAUUACUGCGGAUAUUUUACCCUUAACUAAAAAUUAUAUAAUGAUAACUUAUAUUAAAUUAAACAAUGGUGUUGAGGGAAAAUAUGGCAUAAUAAUUAAUUACAGCAAUGAGUCUACUAUAAAUGAAAUAUAUUUAGGAAAUGCUAAUGGAUUUGUUGAACGUAGCUUUGUACCAAAUAAAGGUCUCAUUAGUAUUGAAAAACCAAAUAAAGAAGGAAUAGCAACAUGGCGUUUGUUUAGUCUUCCAGAUAUUACAACAGGAGAAGUUGUGGAACGUAAAAAUGGUGAAUUUCAUGCACCAAAUCUAUUAUCCUAUACCUUAGUAGAUAGUUUAAACUUUUUAUUAACAGAUGGAGGUUUUGGUUUUAUGUAUAUUUUAAAAUAUGAUGAAACAAAAGAAUCAUCAGUAAUAGAUCCAAAUCUUCAAUACUGGAGAGUUUAUGUAUCAUUCCUAAGGGAAAGUGCAGAUUCCCCCACAAUACCUUCUCUUGUUUAUCAAACUACCCAAAAAUUAAAUAAUUUAACAAGUAAAUCAUGCUCUGUGACUUAUAAUGCUGAAGGAUAUGUAUGUAUUAUGACAUUAAAUAAUACAAUUACAAAUAUUAAGAAGAAUAAAUCACAGACUGAGAUAAAUUAUUAUCAGUUGAGAUUUUUAUCAACUGGAGCCUUAGAACAAUUAAAUAGAAUUUCCAAUCCAACAAAUAAUACAGACAUUGAUUUGGAAAUUUUAUAUUAUGGAGGAUUUCUUGUGGAAAAUAUUUAUGAUGCAAUGGAUUUUUAUCUUUUAGAUAAUAGUGGCAAUUAUGUGCAAUCACAGGGAUAUUUUGGGCCAGAGUUCUUUCAUUUUAAUAUGUUUACUCUAAAUAACACUAUUGUUGGAAUAAAGAAUCAGAGUAACAAUAAAUUAGAAUUUUUAUUAAAAUCUUUACCAAUAUUGAAUAAUCGUAGUACUGAUUAUUAUAGUCCCGUAAUUGAAACAACAAAUCCAGCUAUUAAUGAAGUUGUUGAUCCUUCAAUUAAAGAAAUAAUAAUCAAAUAUACCAUUCCAGUGAAGUUAUCAACUGCGAAUGUUUCGAUAUUUCAACAAAGUGAUGAUCCAAGUAAACAAGCUCUAUUAAGACAAACAUUUUCGGGAGAUUAUAAACUAUGUACUGUUGGAAGUGACAAUUACACAGUGCAUAUCCCGAUUUUUGAAAGUACAUUUAGUCAACCCAAUUCCUCCUAUUAUGUGUUGGUUGAUAAUAAUUUUGUUAUCUCUCAAGAGAGAGAUGAACCUUUAAUGGGAAUUGGUAAUAAGAUUUGGAUGCUUUCAACUGAACCACUUAAAACGGUACGAUAUUCAGAUUCAGUUACUGGAUUACUUCGAUUAAAUGAGGAAGGAAGUUUAAAAUUUCUCCAAAUGAAUCAUUCAGUAUUUUUCAAGAAUAUGAUUCGAGAAUUUUCUAAAACAAUUCCAGUAGCUGAACAGAGAUUAUCGACAAGUGGUAGAUGGCAAUAUGACCCUACUUCUCCAAAAAAAAUAUUAUUGUCAUUUAACAUAAAGGAAGCUAAAGAUGAUCAUGCAAUUGAACCAAACUCCCAAACAGUAUUUGAAAUUUUAAGAACCUUGAUCAAACAAAAAAGGUUUACUGCACUUUCAUCUAAUGAAUAUACAUCUUUAAUUGAUGAAAGUGCACCUCUUAUAAUGACCCGAAAUUAUUUUGAAGAAUUUCGUUUGUUGAUUAUAAUAUUUACAGUAGGUUUAAUUGUAUUAAUAAUAUUAUAUAUUUUGGCUCGUCGAAAAAAUCCUGAAGCCAAAAACUCUGUAAUAUUUGAGACCUAUUUUAUAAUACAAGAUUUUGCUGUAGAUCUAGUAUUUGUAUUAUUAAAAGUUAAAAAUACACCACAUUUAAAAAUUCCAACUAUGAUAUUCUUUAUUUUACCUAUUGUAAUAAAUAUUUUAUUUGCCAUAAAUAUUUUUGUAUCUGAAAUGGCAACGAAUAAAUCAUUUUCUAAUUGGGUUAAAGGAUCUACGGUUUUAGAAGUAGCAUUAAAUCAGAAGUAUGGAGCGUCAAUUCAUAGAAUAUGA
Molecule: messenger RNA, 2193 nt
Organism: Rhizophagus irregularis DAOM 181602=DAOM 197198
Lineage: Eukaryota; Fungi; Glomeromycota; Glomeromycetes; Glomerales; Glomeraceae
Source: RefSeq, a predicted model, not a curated record